Fusarium odoratissimum NRRL 54006 is the source of this 3558-nucleotide messenger RNA. RefSeq lists its product as uncharacterized. Gene Ontology annotation, molecular function: ADP binding; catalytic activity; protein binding. The record is from RefSeq and is a predicted model, not a curated record. Bases 226 to 3558 code for a protein of 1110 amino acids. The transcript is spliced from 4 exons. NCBI's taxonomy places the organism in Eukaryota, Fungi, Ascomycota, Sordariomycetes, Hypocreales, Nectriaceae. Gene Ontology annotation, biological process: nucleoside metabolic process.
CUACCGAUGGGCGCCAUCGCAGAGGUUCAUUACACUCCUGGCUUUUGCUUUAUCCUCAUUGCAUUUCAUUCACUCGGUCAUCCCAUCCUGAACUCAAUUGCAGAUACUCACGUCUUUUUCUUGCUUGGAAAUACGGUUUCUUGGAGUGCCUUGCCGAAUGAAGCCCAUUGCUUCCCAACCUAAUGUUUAUCCGAUCUCAUCGGCUGAUUGAGCGACAACUUUAUAAUGUCAACCCUAUCACCCUGGCCGCCCCGGCCAACCCGCCCAAGCGAUCGUCGUGGCUUCGAGAUAGCUGUUAUUUGCGCUCUAACUCUCGAAGCUGAUGUUAUCGAAGCCUUGUUCGACCAUCACUGGGACGAUGACGGUCCGCCUUUCGACAAAGAGCUAGGCGACCCUAAUGCCUACUCCACAGGCGUGAUCGGCCGCUUCAACGUUGUCCUCGCAUAUAUGCCAGGGAUGGGCAAGGUUAAUGCGGCUACCGUAGCCUCCAACUGCGGAAAGAGUUUUCCAUGCAUCAAACUUGCCCUAGUGGUUGGUAUUUGUGGUGUCGUUCCCUUUGUCCCUACUAACGACGAAAUCGUCCUCGGAGAUGUCAUCAUCAGUAACGGCGUCAUCCAGUAUGACUUUGGACGGCAACUGCCUGAUCACUUUUUCCGCAAAGAUACGCUAUCAGACGUACCGGGUAGACCGAACCUGGAGAUACGAGGAGUCCUAGCAAAGCUCAAAGGACUUCGGCAUCGCCGACAGUUGAGCGCUAAGAUAGCAGACUACUUAGAUGUUCUACGUCAGGAUCAAGACCUUUAUGCUGAGUAUCCUGGUUCUACGGAAGACAGAUUAUUUGAGGCGUCCUAUCGUCAUACAGAUGAUCAAAAGUCAUGCGAGCAGCUCGGAUGCAACGGUGAUCUUGUGUCGCGAAGCCGCUUAGCGAUUGCAGAUGUCUACCCUACGCCUGCUAUCCACUUUGGCUUGAUGGCCUCUGGAGACGCAGUUAUGAAGUCUGGCGAAGGCCGCGACCGAAUUGCCGCGGCGGAAGGUGUUAUUGCCUUCGAGAUGGAAGGCGCUGGGGUCUGGGAUAGUUUCCCAUGUAUCAUUAUCAAAGGCGCUUGUGACUAUGCCGACAGCCACAAAAGUAAGGUCUGGCAGCGAUAUGCUGCGGCUACGGCAGCGGCUUGUGCCAAGGCUUUUCUUGGCUUUUGGAUCCCUUCGCUUACUCAAGAUAUUUCAUGCCUAGCUGCAAACUCAGAGAGCUGCUGCUCUUUAGGAAAUCGAGAGUCUUUUGACCAGAGCAGAACUGCACGUGCUGUUUAUGAACGUCAAAUGCAACCUGUCUUUUUAGUUCCGUUUUCGAAAAACGACCUCUUCGUGGGCCGGGAGGAUGUUCUUGCGAAGUUACGAGGUCUACUGUUCGAACGAGAGCGGCAAAAAGUCACUCUGGUCGGACUCGGAGGUCUCGGCAAAACUCAGAUCGCUCUGCAGCUCGCUUUCUGGGUCAAGGAAAACAAGCCAGACUACUCAGUGUUUUGGAUGCCUGCUUUUAGCAUGGCUGGUUUUGAGCAGGAGUGCGUGAAGCUCGUCAGAGCGCUUGGUAUCCGAUGCCCCGAAGGUGAAGAUGCGAAAGAUGCAGUGCGACAGCAUCUCAGCUCGAAAGAUGCAGGAAGUUGGUUUCUCGUCGUUGAUAAUGCUGAUGAUGUGGAGAUUUUCCACAAGUCAACGCACUCGGGUAGUGGGAUCCUCGAUUUUCUUCCUUCCAGUGACAACGGGCGGACCCUUUUUACAACGCGAUCCAGGAAAGUUGCCUCUGUUGCAGCGAAGACUACGGUAGAAACGUUGCUACGGAUGCAUCCAGAAGAGGCAACAGGUCUACUCAAGAAGUCCUUGAUCAACAAGGACGAAUUAGAAGAUAUUGAGAACGUGUCUCAGCUCCUUGAUGCUCUUACCUACCUGCCUCUAGCGAUUGCACAGGCAGCAGCGUAUAUGAACGUUUAUGAGACUUCUAUCGCGGAAUACAUUCGAGUAUUCAACGAUACUGACGCACAAAAUAUUAUCGAGCUUCUUGAGGAAGGAUACGAUGACGAGGUUCAUUACGAUAGGUCGCAAGGCGCUGUCGCUACUACGUGGAUUGUGUCGUUCGACCGGAUACGCCGAACUGCUCCGGCAGCGGCAGACCUUCUUUCAUUCAUGGCUUGCGUUGAGCCGAAAGGGAUUCCUCGAUCUAUUCUUCCGAAGUUGAAGACUGAACAGCAAAUGACACAAGCUAUUGGUACACUUACAGGACAUGGUUUCCUUAGUCGACGAGAAGGCAAGGCGACGUUCGACAUGCAUAGUCUAGUGCACUUGGCAACGCGAAUAUGGAAUAAAAACGAGGGCCGUGAGAGAGAAAUGCAACAGAAGACAUUGGCACAUGUUGCUGAGAUAUUUCCAACUGAUGACUGGAGAAACCGUGAUCUGUGGCAGCAAUAUUUACCACAUGCGCUGAGGCUAUUGGGAGCUGCGGGGUGCAUGGAGAACGAAGGAGGACAUAAACUGGGAUUAUCGGUGGGCCGAUGCUUGCUCGUCGACGGGCGGAUGAUGGAGGCAGUAUCUGCACUUAAGCAUGUGGUUGAGAUCCGAGAGAGGAUACUGGAAGAAGAUCAUCCAGAUCGACUGACAUCAGAGCACGAGCUUGCAGGAGCAUACCUUUACAAUGGCCAGACGAAGAAGGCAGUCGAGAUGCUAGAGCAUGUGGUUAAGACCCGAGAGAGGAUAUCAGCAGAAGAUCACCCAGAUCGACUGGCAUCAGAGAAUGAACUUGCAGGAGCAUACCUUGCAGAUGGUCAGACAAAGAAGGCUAUCGAGAUGCUAGAGCAUGUAGUUAAGAUCGAAGCCAGGAUACUAGAAGUUAAGAUCGAAGCCAGGAUACUAGAAAAAGAUCACCCAGAUCAACUGACAUCAGAGCACGAACUUGCAGGAGCAUACCUUGCAGAUGGUCAGACGAAGAAGGCUGUCGAGAUGCUAGAGCAUGUGGUUGAGAUCCAAGAGAGGAUACUGGCAGAAGAUCACCCACAUCGACUGGCAUCAGAGAGCGUGCUUGCAGGAGCAUACCUUGCAGAUGGCCAGACCAGGAGAGCAGUCGAGAUGCUAGAGUAUGUGGUUAAGAUCGAAGCCAGGAUACUAGAAAAAGAUCACCCAGAUCGACUGACAUCAGAGCACGAGCUUGCACGAGCAUACCUUUACGAUGGCCAGACGAAGAAGGCAGUCGAGAUGCUAGAGUAUGUGGUUAAGACCCGAGAGAGGAUAUCAGCAGAAGAUCACCCAGAUCGACUGGCAUCAGAGCAUGUGCUUGCAGGAGCAUACCUUUACGAUGAGCACGAGCUCGCACGAGCAUACCUUUACGAUGGCCAGACGAAGAAGGCUAUCGAGAUGCUGGAACAUGUGGUUGCGGUUGAGGCAGAGAUAUUAGCAGAGGAUGAUCCCAGUCGGCAUUUGUCACAAGACCUGCUGCAGUACUGCUAUGAGAGGUUAGAAGGGGCCGGUGCAGUAAUAGAGUCUAAGGUGUCGGUCCUUGGUGAGGAAAUGUAA